Messenger RNA from Daucus carota subsp. sativus, 1967 nucleotides. RefSeq names its product adenylosuccinate synthetase, chloroplastic. Gene Ontology annotation, biological process: 'de novo' AMP biosynthetic process; IMP metabolic process. Bases 110 to 1552 code for a protein of 480 amino acids. The transcript has 4 exons. Lineage: Eukaryota; Viridiplantae; Streptophyta; Magnoliopsida; Apiales; Apiaceae. The record is from RefSeq and is a predicted model, not a curated record. Gene Ontology annotation, molecular function: adenylosuccinate synthase activity; GTP binding. Gene Ontology annotation, cellular component: cytoplasm.
UUUUAGUAAAAAAACAAAUAAUAUUAGUCUAUAUAAAAAGGAAGUGGUGAGUGCGGCCUCUCCUCCGUUCUUCCCCACUUGCAAAACCCUCUGUUUCUGAAACAGAGCCAUGAAUAUCUCAUACAGCUUGAGAGCCGAAAGCAGCGUCUUGGCCGGAGGUGGGUGGAGGCUAAAUGGGUCCCACCGCAACAGAGGAGUGGUGCUGUGCUCUUCUACAGCAAAGCCACCGGUAGCGCAAAUAAACAAAGAAAAGGUGAAUCGAAUAGGGGCACUGAGUCAAGUGUCUGGCGUCUUGGGUUGUCAAUGGGGCGAUGAAGGUAAGGGCAAGCUUGUUGAUAUUCUUGCCAAUCAUUUCGAUAUCGUUGCUCGUUGUCAGGGUGGUGCUAACGCUGGACACACUAUCUAUAAUGCUGAGGGCAAGAAGUUUGCCCUACACCUCGUUCCAUCAGGAAUUCUUAACGAAGAUACUAUGUGUGUUGUGGGUAACGGAGUUGUGGUUCAUCUACCGGGAAUUUUCAAGGAAAUUGAUGGUUUGGAAGCUAAUGGGGUUUCCUGCAAAGGAAGGAUUCUGAUAUCUGACCGAGCUCAUCUGUUGUUCGAUUUUCAUCAAGUAGUUGAUGGCCUCAGGGAAGUGGAAUUAGCUAAAUCCUUUAUUGGUACUACCAAGAGAGGCAUUGGUCCUUGUUACUCGAGCAAGGUUAUCCGCAAUGGGAUAAGAGUAGGCGACUUGAGGCACAUGGACACAUUUCCUCAGAAAUUAGAUCUUUUGUUUGCAGAUGCAGCUGCAAGAUUUGAAGGUUUUAAGUAUACCCCUGACAUGCUUAAGGAAGAAGUUGAAAGGUAUAAGAGAUAUGCAGAAAGGUUGGAGCCAUACAUAACUGACACGGUACAUUUCAUCAACAAAUCAAUCUUACAAAACAAGAAGAUUUUGGUAGAAGGUGGUCAGGCAACCAUGUUGGAUAUUGACUUUGGGACCUACCCUUUCGUUACCUCCUCUAGUCCAUCAGCUGGUGGAAUCUGCACUGGACUUGGUGUUGCACCUAGGGUCCUUGGUGAUAUUGUCGGAGUGGUCAAAGCUUACACUACAAGAGUCGGAUCUGGUCCUUUCCCAACAGAAAUAUCGGGUAAAGGGGGAGAUCUUCUUAGGUUUGCUGGACAAGAGUUUGGCACAACAACUGGUCGUCCUCGUCGUUGUGGAUGGCUUGAUAUAGUUGCGCUUAAAUACUGCUGUCAAAUUAAUGGCUUCUCUUCCCUGAAUCUUACCAAACUUGAUGUCUUGUCGGAUCUCUCUGAAAUUGAACUGGGAGUUGCAUAUAAUUAUGUUGAUGGAACUCCAAUUGAAUCAUUCCCAGGAGAUCUACGCGUUCUUGAGCAAUCAAAGGUUCAAUAUGAAAAGAUGCCUGGCUGGCAAACCGAUAUUUCUUCUGUCAGAAACUACUCUGACCUGCCAAAGGCUGCACGAAAUUAUGUAGAGAGGAUAGAAGAGCUUGUUGGUGUACCUAUUCAUUACAUAGGUAUAGGGCCUGGACGUGAUGCCCUUAUAUACAAAUGAGACCAAUUUCUUCUGACUUGAUUUUCGUGAAGAGAUUAAGGUGGCUGUAGUUCCCAUCUUUAAUAUAAUUAUUCUUCUGAAGUAACAGAAAUUAUCAAGUUGAUGACAUGAAACUAAUGUAUGAAAUACAGCCUCCACAUGCAAAAGCUGCUUUGGAGUUUUUUUGUAAUUCAAUUCAUGUAAACAACUUUCAUGAGCUUCUGAUAGUUGUUUGUAAGUUACCAGUUGUUGAUUUGCUCGACCUUGUGCCCUGCCUAUAAUGCUUUAUCAGCAGCGACAACCUUUCAAGGCAUGUUUGUAUUUCACGAGCAGGUGUAGGAAGGCAGUACUAGUUGCUGAUUUUGUACUUGAGUUGAUGAACCUUGGCUUUGAAUAAAUUAUUCUCAAUCCUGAGUGCCAUAUUUCCAAUGUUAAA